Nezara viridula (southern green stink bug) is the source of this 1209-nucleotide messenger RNA. Lineage: Eukaryota; Metazoa; Arthropoda; Insecta; Hemiptera; Pentatomidae. The record is from the annotation of a GenBank genome assembly.
AUGAAGUUCUUCUACUCUUGCGCCUUUUUGGUUGUCUUCUUCGCGGCCUGCCAGGCCAGUCCUUUCUUCGGCUUGGGUUCCUUGAAGAACGUUGCAGGAAGGGUUACCACUGACUUGAAGGAAAUUGGAGGAAAAGUGACCGAUAUCAAUGCAAUUGUUUCCAAUUUAGCAACAGAUGCUGUCGCCAAAUUGUUAGACAAUGUUUUCAAAGUAUUCCAGAGCACAGGAAACAGCAUAAGUGUUAUUGAAAAUGCUAUCAAAAAUACUCAAAAUCAAGUUGGUGAAAAACUUAAAAACAUCUUAAGUGGUGUUGCUGAGCAAUCUUUAGAAAAAAUUCAAGAAGUCACUGGCCAAGCUGUAGAGAAUAAGGAAGCUUUCGUCAAGGAUGUGCAAGAUGGAGUUGACAACUUAGUCAACGAUUUCCUUAAGAGCUAUGAGUCAGCAACUGAUGGUAUCAAUGCCAUGAAGGAUAACCUUCUCGAACAACAGGGCAAGGUUUCUGAACUGGUAAAGGACAAAAUCCAGAAUUUGGUACAAGAUUUUACUGCUAAAACUAAGGAUCUAAGCGGAGUCGGCAAAAAUGUAGUUGCUGCAAAGCAGAAGGCUGCCGAAGACUUAGUAAAAGGAAUCAGUCAAGUGGCAUCAGAUGUCUCCAGCAAAUUGGGAAGCGUUUUGGAACAAGUUAAGGACAUCAAGGACAAGGUCCAAGAAGCACAGGUCGAGAAAGUCAGGGAGAUGGUCGAACAGGCCAACAAUUUGGUGAGAGAAGUCGCUGAGAAGUUUACCGAGGCUAAAGACAAAAUCCCAGAAGUAACACAGGCCCUUAGUGAAACAGUAGCUAAUCAAAUCAAUUCUGGAGUUGGAGUGAUCCAACAGGGUAUGAAGGUUGCACUCAACGGAGUUAACACUGUUCAAAGCAUUGUUGGCAAUGUUGUUGGUCAAGUUCAAAACAUCGUAGGAACUACACUUGGACAAGUCCAAAACGUCAUUGCCAGCACUGUUGGACUAGCCCAAAACGUUGUUGGUACUGCUCUUGAUACAACCCAAAACAUUGUUGGUGGUACCCUCGACAAAGUUGCCGAUUUGACAACUGGAACCAUCCAAGGCGCCGCUGAUCUUGCUAAAGGAUCAGUUCAGCUUGGAACUGACACUGCAAAAUCCGUUGUAGGAAAAGUCAUCGGCAUCCCUUCCUCCUUCAUUAAGGGUUAA